AUAACUAGGGUGGAGUGCUAACGACACUUUCCAUAACUCGUCAGCUAUCGGAUCACGGCAGUUCGCUGUCGUUUUUUCACUAUCAAUAAUGAGCACACUCAGCAUAUCAGAAGUUGAAGACGUUCAGCAGAAUUCCACAAAGGAAGCUCUUUCCAAACUUCCGCCUCUGGCUACUGACGACUCCCAUUUCCACGAUUUUUGUCACGCAGUCGACGACUCUCGUGGCUCUGACACGUCGAGCGCCAUCUCCCUCAGUCAGAUGGACGAAAACGAGGAGGACGAACAUCAUAUUGCCCGUCACAUGUUUUAUCUAGACAACUGGGAAUCAGACUAUGAAGACGACCAAGUCUACUCGACCCACUGUAUCAUUUGCUAUGACGAAGGACAGAUACCAAAACGCGACUGUUGCGGAAAUUAUGUCUGCGAGGUUUGCCUCAUACAGUUUGUAACAACAAGAGUGGAGGAAGGCUUACCGAAAGUUCAGUGCCCAUGUCCUGAUUGUGACGAAUUCAUUUCGAGAGAAGAAAUGAAAAUGCUGCUACCUACUCAUCUCGUUUCGAAAUAUGAGCAGUUUCUUGUCGACUGUGAAGGGAAACCAGGAGUGAAAACGUGUCCCAGGUGCUCGUUUAUCCUCAAGUGGGAUGAAUACAAUAGACAAGAGAAGACCACGCCGAUGACUGAAACAAAGGGCAAGAGAGAGUCAAGCAAUGAGCACAAGGUCGUGUGUCCUGCUUGCGAUUUGGUUUGGUGUUUUUCAUGUCACGCUCCGUGGCACGAAAAACUGUCUUGUCGACAAUUUCGAAAAGGCCAGAAGCUGUUCAAGAAGUGGAUAAAGGGCAAACAUAAUGGCAUUGCCAAUGCUCAACGAUGUCCAAAGUGUCAUAUUUGCAUCCAACGGACGACCGGUUGUGAUCACAUGACGUGUAGUCGAUGUCAGUGUGACUUCUGCUAUCGUUGUGGCAAACGUAUGAUCAGCUUCGGAUGGGUAGGAGAUCACUACAGUCGAUACAGCAUUUUCGGAUGCAAAUACAAUUACAAACCUGAUAAGCCAGUUCAACGAAAGUUGACGCGAGGUGCCAUUUUCUCGGGUACAGUCGCUGCCACUCCUGUAGUUGCUGGUUUGGCUGUCGGAGUCGCUGGAGUCGUAGUGGCAGCAAGUCCGGUUAUACUCUCAGCCUAUGGUAUCUACCGUCUAGGACGAAAACUGAAAAGGAGAUUCUAAAUGUACAGACUUGUUUAUGUGUACAGUUUGAGUUGUGAAGGUGUGUUGAUGCCUUUAAUGUUACUUCUAGGUACAAAGAGAUGUGUUUGAGUUUGUAGAGUUUGGAUAUUGUUUAUCUCCUCAUUCUAUAAGGCUUUAUGUUAGCGUAUGCUAUAAACGUAGCAAUUUUAAAUUUAAUUGCACUUUGAAUUUGA
This is a messenger RNA of Corticium candelabrum, 1416 nucleotides long. Its product is annotated as E3 ubiquitin-protein ligase RNF217-like. Gene Ontology annotation, cellular component: cytoplasm; ubiquitin ligase complex. Gene Ontology annotation, molecular function: ubiquitin conjugating enzyme binding; zinc ion binding; ubiquitin protein ligase activity. The record is from RefSeq and is a predicted model, not a curated record. Lineage: Eukaryota; Metazoa; Porifera; Homoscleromorpha; Homosclerophorida; Plakinidae. Gene Ontology annotation, biological process: protein polyubiquitination; positive regulation of proteasomal ubiquitin-dependent protein catabolic process; ubiquitin-dependent protein catabolic process. The coding region runs from base 89 to 1222 and encodes 377 amino acids. The transcript has a single exon.